Bicyclus anynana (squinting bush brown) is the source of this 2808-nucleotide messenger RNA. RefSeq names its product probable sodium-coupled neutral amino acid transporter 6. Lineage: Eukaryota; Metazoa; Arthropoda; Insecta; Lepidoptera; Nymphalidae. The transcript has 9 exons. Bases 332 to 1912 code for a protein of 526 amino acids. The record is from RefSeq and is a predicted model, not a curated record.
ACAUAAGCACGUUGUGCGGGACUGUCCAGUGCGCUAGUCGGUUCAUUAGGGCUUUAAUUCUGUCGCAAAAUACCGCUGCGUGUUACGUUUAAAUAUCGAACAUUGAGUUCGAAUUUUAAAUAUCGGAGUAUAGACUGUUAUAUUUUUUUAAUUGUGAUAUUUAUGCUAUAAGCUCUAAAGAAUGCAUUUUUAUUGGUGUUGUGUUUUUGUGGACAAUCGGACAUAAUAUUGUUUUAAUUUGAAUAGUGCAGCUACUAAUUUUAGUAAAUUGGAUUAUGUACCUACUACCUACCUAAUAUAAGGAACAAACUGUAAGAAAUUAAAGGUAAAGAUGAAGAUCCCACGCACGGACACGGUGCAAGGGUCGGCCGCUCUACGCAAGCCGACCACGGUGAUGAUCUACCACGACCGGUACACGGCGGGCGAGACCACGGGCGGUUUGAGCGUGCUCUUCACUAUGCUCUGCAUCGUGGACCUGUUCGGAGUGUUCCCUGUGGUUGCGCUGCCGAAGACCAUCAUAUCCUGUGGUAUCUACGGAGUGCCGCUCGUCAUAUCAGUAUUCGCGCUGCAGCUGUACACAGCAGUGCUUCUUGGACGGAGCUGGCUUCUGGCGCACGAGAUAUCGCCGCAUAUUAGAGAAAAGAGUAGGUUUCCCUACGCGGCAGUAGCAGAGUUAGCGUUCGGCACUCAAGCCCGCAGACUGGUGACGUUCCUCAUUGACGCCACUGUUUUCGGCGCAGGAGUUCCUAAUUUUAUAUUUGCUUCCCAAAGCAUGCAGAUGUUCUGGUGGAAGAUCACCGGCGGAGAGGUGGGGGUGACAUACUGUGUGUGGAUGAUGGUCAUAGGAUUGCUGCUAUGUCCUGUCAUGUGGCUCGGCUCGCCAAAGGAUAUGAAGCCCAUAGCUCUAACAUCAGUGUGCAUAGUGACCACAGUGGCGAUAGCUACUUGGACCUGUAUCUGCCUUGACAACACCUCCGCCCCGGCAUCUGGAGAUGUCCUUAAAUAUGUUCCCAACCCCAGGGACUUUCUUGUUGCCUAUGGGAUCAUUGCUUUCCAGUUCGACAUCCACCCCAUGCUGCUAACAUUGCAAGUGGACAUGAAAGACAGUCGCAAGAUCAACUCCGCGGUACUGGGAGCCUUCGGUAUUACGGGAUUCAUGUUUAUGGUGACGUCACUACUGGCCGCCGAUAGAUAUGGGAACAAUAUAGAAAACAAUAUAUUGCAAGGGAUGCCUCCAUCAAUAGCGCUUUAUAUCGUGGCACUUUUAGUGACAUUGCAACUUUGUCUCUCCAGUGCCGUUGGCAAUUCCGCACUCUUUCAGCAUAUUGAGGACUUGCUGAAAAUUCCUAGAGAGUUCUGCUUCCAACGUUGCCUACUUCGGUCUGGCAUCGUCGCAUUAGCGGUAUUUCUCGGAGAAUCAGUACCAAGAUUUGAUUUGGUAAUGGGACUAGUAGGUUCAACUCUAACCGGCCCCCUGAUGUUCAUAUUCCCACCUUUAUUCUUCUUAAAACUCUGCUACAAACGGUCUAAUAUGAAAGAGUUGGAUAUACUAAUAGAGAGGAGAAAGAAACACUUGACCGAGAACAAUAUCAACAGAAGAGGCAACAAUGGCGGCCUGUCAAAGUUCCCGCUCAUUUUACCGAGAACACAGACUAAAUACAAAACUUUUGUCACUCAACAAGAAUAUAUCAAUAACAUUGUUAAUAAUGUAGAUGUAGCAGAUUAUACAGUAAAAUGGUACGAUGUUUUACUGGCAGUGAUAGUAAUGGUCAUGGGCAUUGUGGCCACUUUUGUGGCAACUUACAUAAGUUGGUCGGACGCCAUUUCGUCCGCUGAGUUUUCGCCGCCAUGUUUAUUGAACGCAACGGCCGCUGCAAGAAGUUUUAUAGAAACUGCCAACCAUAAAGUGUAGCGGAAAUGUAAAUAAUUGUAAGUGUAAUAAUAUUAAUGGACGUUGAUAAAUAAAACCAAUGUAGACACUUCUCCUACUGAAAACCUUCACCUACUGGGUUUUAUUUUUCGUCUUAGAUACAUUACGAGCAAAAACUAACAUUAAUCCAAUUUGCCCAGUCUAUAAAUUUUUAUUGAGCGUUAUGACAUUGGUUGCUAUUAGAAAAAAAAACCUAUCGAAACUUUUGCAUAACCAUGGUAAAUAUCUGUGGUAGUGUGGUUUAGAAGUUCUUAAACGGAAUCACAGUCACAGUCCACAGAAACACUACGAUUUAUUGCAAAUAAAUAGUACGAUUUAUUGCAAGUAAACAGCUUAAAAUAUAAUGGCGAAAAUUAAUUCAGUGUUUUCAGAUGUUAAAACUGUAUAUCUUUUGACUUACAAGGAUAUUUAAUACAUUUUCAAAUAAUUGGAAAAUUAUCGUUUCUGUCUGAGCAUAUUUUCCAUUUAACUUCUUCCAACCGACCUACCCUCAAAUUGCAACAAGAAUGAAUACUUAUACAUAUCUAUACUAAUCUUACUAAUAUUAUAAAGCUGAAGAGUUUGUUUGUUUGUUUGUUUCAACGAGUUAAUCUCAGGAACUACUGAGCCGAUUUGAAAAAUCCUUUCAGUGUUAGAUAGCCCAUUUAUCGAGGAAGGCUAUAGACUCUAUAUUAUCUCCGUAUUCCUACGGGAACGUGAACCACGCGGGUGAAACCGCGCGGCGUCAGCUAGUCUUUAAUAUUUCAUAUAAUUAUUAUAAAGAUUUAAUGAUAAGGUAAAGAAUAAGAAAUUACUUAGGCCACUUUUAUUACGAUGAUAAGUUUGUAUUUUUAAUCAUAGUAUUAAUUAUGAAAUAAAAGAUGUUUCAAAUUAUAAAA